Molecule: messenger RNA, 5640 nt
Organism: Clarias gariepinus (North African catfish)
Lineage: Eukaryota; Metazoa; Chordata; Actinopteri; Siluriformes; Clariidae
Gene: atp8b5b
Product: ATPase phospholipid transporting 8B5b
Exons: 28
Coding region: 195-3752 (1185 amino acids)
Biological process (GO): phospholipid translocation; Golgi organization
Cellular component (GO): plasma membrane
Molecular function (GO): ATP binding; ATP hydrolysis activity; ATPase-coupled intramembrane lipid carrier activity
Source: RefSeq, a predicted model, not a curated record
ACUUCACACCUGCUUGCUUGGUCAAGUGUAGGUGUCCUGUAUAUGUGUGUGUGUUGCAUUGUGGGAGCUGCAGUUCGUCUCCACCCUGCUGUUGCUGUGUGUCAUCGGUGUGGAUUGGAGUGAGGCGAGGAUUCUUCAAGAGCGCGGAUGGGACGUUGGUGACUCAGCAUGCUGCUGGAUGUGUAAGAAGAAAGAUGGGCUCUGUGCUGUCACUGUGUGGUGUGAAGAAAAAAAAAGAAAACGUCCAGGAGGACCGGCACCUGCGAGCAAACGACAGAGAGUUUAAUCUCUCCUUCAAAUAUGCUAACAACGCUAUCAGAACCUCUAAAUACAACGUCUUCACCUUCCUGCCGCUCAAUCUGUUCGAGCAGUUCCAGCGUCUGGCCAACGCCUACUUCGUCUUUCUGCUCAUCUUACAGUUGAUCCCGGCGAUCUCGUCCCUGUCUUGGUUCACUACGGUGGUUCCGCUGCUCCUGGUGCUGAGCAUCACGCUGGCCAAAGACGGAUCAGACGACAUUAACAGACACAAAAAUGAUAGACAUGUAAACAACCGCAAGGUCGACGUCCUCAUCGAAGGACAACUGAGGACUGAAAAAUGGAUGAAUGUUCAAGUGGGUGACAUCAUUAAGCUGGAGAACAACCAGUUUGUCACGGCUGAUCUCCUGUUACUGUCCAGCAGUGAGCCUCUGAACCUCGUCUACAUCGAGACAGCUGAACUGGACGGUGAGACCAAUUUAAAGGUGAAACAGGCUCUGACAGUCACAGGAGACAUGGGAGAUAACAUUGACAGCCUGGCAGCUUUUAAUGGUGAAGUGCGCUGUGAGGCUCCCAACAACCGUUUGGAUAAGUUUACAGGAACGCUGUCCGUGAAGGGAGAAACGUUCGCUCUGGAUAAUGAGAGGAUCCUGCUCCGAGGCUGCACCUUACGCAACACAGAAUGGUGUUUUGGCCUUGUGGUGUUCGGAGGUCCUGACACCAAGCUGAUGCAGAACUCUGGAAAAUCGAUGUUCAAGCGGACGAGCAUCGAUCACCUGAUGAACGUCUUGGUCCUGUUUAUUUUUGGUUUCUUGGGGUUCAUGUGCACCGUUUUGGCUAUCGGGAACUCGAUCUGGGAGCAUCAGGAGGGCACGACCUUUAUAGCCUUCCUCCCUCGGCAGGACGGCGCUGACGCCAACUUGUCCAGUUUCUUGACCUUCUGGUCCUACGUUAUCAUCCUCAACACAGUGGUGCCCAUUUCACUCUACGUAAGCGUGGAGAUCCUUCGCCUCGGAAACAGCUACUACAUUGACUGGGACAGGAAGAUGUACUAUGCUAAAAGCGAUACUCCAGCCCAGGCCAGAACCACAACACUAAAUGAAGAGCUGGGGCAAAUCAAAUACAUUUUCUCUGACAAGACGGGGACCUUAACCCAGAACAUCAUGACCUUCAAUCGGUGCUCCAUCAACGGGAAGUCAUACGGUGAAGUUGUGGAUUUUGCUGGACAGAGGGUAGAGAUCACGGAGAAAACAGAGACAGUGGACUUCUUAUGGAACCCACUAGCCGACCCAAAGUUCUCUUUCCAUGACCAUGCCCUUGUGGAGGCUGUGAAGCUCGGAACUCCUGAGGUUCAGGCCUUCUUCAGGUUACUGGCACUGUGUCACACUGUCAUGCCAGAGGAGAAGACUGAAGGUCAGCUUUACUACCAGGCUCAGUCUCCUGAUGAAGGAGCUCUGGUGACUGCUGCGAGGAACUUUGGCUACGUGUUUCGCACUCGCACCCCUGAAACCAUCUCAGUGGUGGAGAUGGGGAUCAACACCACGUACCAGCUGCUGGCCGUGUUGGACUUCAACAACGUCCGCAAGAGGAUGUCUGUAAUCGUGAAAAGUCCAAGCGGAAGGCUCACUCUGUACUGUAAGGGGGCGGAUACCAUCAUCUAUGAGAGACUUCAUCCGUCCUGCUCCAAACUAAUGGAUGCCACGACGCAGCACCUCAAUGAGUAUGCCGGUGAAGGUUUGCGUACUCUGGUGCUAGCCUAUAAGGACUUGGAUGAAACUGAAUUUGCCGUUUGGAGAAAGCGCCACCACGAGGCCAGCACUGCACUGGAGGACCGCGAGGAGAAACUGGAUGCUAUAUAUGAGGAGAUUGAGAAGGACCUGAUGUUGAUCGGGGCGACUGCAGUGGAGGAUAAACUGCAGGAUGGAGUUCCUCAGACCAUCGAGCAGCUCUCUAAAGCUGACAUCAAGAUCUGGGUGCUAACAGGAGACAAGCAGGAGACGGCAGAGAACAUCGGAUACUCCUGCAACAUGUUGCGUGAGGAGAUGAAUGAGGUGUUCGUCAUCGCAGCUAACACGCUCGAGGAGGUGCGGGAGGAGCUAGUGAAUGCCAGGAAAAAGAUGUCUCCGGGUUCCCCAGAUGAGGCGUCCUACCUGAAGACUGGGAUUAUGGGUAAAAAGAGUCAGGUGGUGCUGGAUGAGAAGGUGGACGGAGAGUACGGUCUUGUCAUAAAUGGACACAGCCUGGCGUUUGGUUUGCAGAAGGACCUGCAGGUGGAGCUGUUGCGCACGGCGUGUAUGUGUCAGGCAGUGAUCUGCUGCAGGGUCACCCCACUGCAGAAAGCUCAGGUGGUGGAACUGGUCAAGAAGCACAAGAAGGCCGUGACCCUGGCCAUCGGAGACGGAGCCAACGACGUCAGCAUGAUCAAAGCGGCUCAUAUCGGCGUGGGGAUCAGUGGGCAGGAGGGCAUGCAGGCAGUUCUGUCCAGUGAUUUCUCUUUUGCUCAGUUCCGGUACCUGCAGCGCCUCCUGCUGGUCCAUGGACGCUGGUCGUAUCUGCGAAUGUGCAAGUUUCUGCGCUACUUCUUUUACAAGAACUUCAGCUUCACCUUCGUGCACUUCUGGUACGCCUUCUUCUGCGGCUUUUCUGCCCAGACGGUGUAUGAUGAGUGGUUUAUUACACUUUAUAACCUGGUGUACACAGCCUUACCCGUCAUCGGCAUGAGCCUCUUCGAUCAGGAUGUUAACGACCGCUGGAGCCUCCGCUAUCCUCAGCUGUACGCACCGGGGCAGCAGAACAUGUACUUCAGUAUGAAGGCGUUUUUUAAGAUCCUGCUCCACAGCUGCUACAGCUCUCUCGUGCUCUUCUUCGUGCCGUACGCCGCCAUGUACGACACGGUGCGAGACGACGGCAAAGACAUCGCCGACUACCAGUCGUUCGCUCUUCUCGCCCAGACCUGUCUGCUCUUUGCUGUCAACGUGCAUCUGGGUUUGGACACGUACUACUGGACGGCGGUGAAUCAGUUCUUCCUCUGGGGAAGUCUGUCUGUGUACUUUGCCGUCACCUUCACCAUGUACAGCAACGGCAUGUUCCUCAUCUUCACCUCAUCCUUCCCUUUUAUCGGCACUGCAAGGAAUUCCCUGAACCAGCCCAAUGUUUGGCUCACCAUCUUCCUCACCACCAUCCUGUGCACGCUGCCCGUAAUGGCGUUCCGAUUCCUGUUCAUUCAGCUCCGCCCGACCAUCAACGACAAGGUGCGCUACAAAGUCAAACAAGACAAAGCCGUGCUUCCUCCUCCCACUCGCCGGUUCCCAAAGCGACGCAUCAGCACCCGUCGCUCCGGUUACGCUUUCUCGCACGCCCGCGGUUACGGCGACCUCGUGACCUCGGGCGGUUUCCUGCGCCGGCCCUUGAAGAGCCGUGCCGCGCUCUUCCCUUUAGCGGAGUCCCCUGUAGCGGAGAGUUCUCCACAAACAUAUCGCAACAUCACACCCUCCUAACACACCUCGUCCAACACCAGGGGGCGCUCCCACAAACUGUUUGUUUUGGGUUGUUGAAAAAGAUUCGCGAAAAAUAGUUAAGAAACAGAACAGUUCGCUGUACGUCUAAACGUUUACAAGAAAAGAAGCGAUGUACGCUCUGAGCACAUUCGUAAUAUCUAUUUCAGGUGUGUAAACUAAAUAUAUAUAAUGACUUCUUAUGACAAUUUAUUAGAAACAAUGUGUUUUUACAUAUGACAGAUGUUCAAGUCAAAGCAGGACUUCUGAUUGUGCAGAACAGAGAGUUAAAACUCCUUUAUUUCUCUAUACAAUCCCUUGUUACACUAAUGCUAAUACCCGUGUUUCACUAACGCUUGGAUACCAUCAAGAUAAAAAGUUUUCUCAGAAUACCGCGGCCACGAUCCGACUGCCUGCUUCAUAUCUGAAACACUGGCCUCCCAGGAACUCCUUUAAUGGCUUAUUCAUUUAAAACAAACGUGGCCUGGUUUGAUCACCAAAAGUGUUUAGUUUUUGCAGGACAAUGCAUGACUCCAUACUGCCCAACCCAGAAGUCCUGGUUUGACUUGAACACAUUAUAAACAAAUUAAAAUUUGCAUCUUUGCAUCCUUUAGUUAGGGCAACUUCUAGGAACUUUACUUUCUACACUGUUGUAGAGUAAAGAAAAGCCUUUAAAUUUUAAAACAGUUGUUCCUUUGUGCCUUUAUAAAAACUCUUCUCAAGAUGUUUCAGGGGAAAUGAGCGACCAAAAAAAAGUGUUGUGAUGGUGUGAAUUAAAGCUGUAAAAUUAAUUCAGAGAGAAAUUUCACAACUUGGCAAACUCUGGUAUAAAGCUAUUAAAUUUCAGCGACUAAUGCCUUCCAAGCGGUGCGACAGAACAGUUGGGAUCUCUAAAAUAUCACAGCCAUUAAUAUCCAGGAGUCCAAAAGGGCAAAACUGGCCAUGUCCUCUGGGUGUGAGCAAAGGUGUCAUGUGUCUCCAAUUUCAAUCACAGCAACACCACCUAGUUAUGAGUGUAUGCAACUGUACAGUAGAAGAGUUAUAGCUGCUAUUCAGUGUGCAUCUCACUGUUGAUGAGACUACAUCAGGUCUUCCUGUCUGAGGUUAACUGUGCAUGGUUUGCAUCAUUUGAGUGUACACUACACACCUGGAAUUGAACUUUUGACGGUGUACUGUUUGCAUUUUUUUGUGUGGGUGAAUUUGAUAACUAAUGCAUUGUACGCACGGGUUUAGAGACGCAUUUUAGAAAAGCUUCACAAGCACAAUUAGUGGACCAAGACAAAUAAAUAUUCCCCAGUUAAGCAUCUCCAUGUUGUAAAAAAAUAUGCAAAUGAAAUCUUUAAUUUUAUAUAACGUUCUACAUUUUUAGUCAAAUGCUGAUUCAGAUGCUGAUCCAGGAUUUGUUUAUCGUAUUUAGAAAGAAAUGUUUGACAUAAAAUGUAUUGAAUACUUAUUUAAUAACCAAAGUUUCUUUUAUGGUUGAACCAAGCCUUUGAUUCUUGCCUUUUGAUUAUUGGGUUAACGUUGAUGCGCUAGUGUCCUGCAGAGGUGGAAAGUGAAAAUCUCUAGGUUAGUACUUUUGUAUUUUUUCUCAAGUAGAAAUGUAAAUGCAGGAUUUCUACUUUCACUUGAGUAAAAUUCUAUAGAGGAUUCCGCUACACUUACUCAAGCGCAGGAUUUAUGUUCUUUGUCCACCACUAUUGUCCUGUCUCAGGUAUGAUUAUGGCAGGUGAAAUGUUAAAACCUGUGGCGUUUAAGGCCCGUAGUCUCACCCCAUCUCUGCAGCUAUGAACAUUUGAUAAGAUAAAAUAAAACUACACCUAUGUGGAAUGUUUUUUGUUUUUUUUAAUUACCAUCAGUGAGGGUUGUCAUAUUUGUGUUUUAGUCUUUA